Acanthocheilonema viteae is the source of this 1332-nucleotide messenger RNA. The record is from the annotation of a GenBank genome assembly. Lineage: Eukaryota; Metazoa; Nematoda; Chromadorea; Rhabditida; Onchocercidae.
AUGUUGUGGUGGAAGGAUCAUAUUGCUAUACUGGUUGUCGCCUCUUUAGUUGGUAGUACCGAUGUGCUUUCUGGUGAUAUUACAAUUUCCGCAGAACGAGUGAUUGAUAUAUCGACACAGAUAGUAAAAAUAACCAAUAAGUAUGAAAUAACAAAUGAUGGUGGUAAGGAAAUCAGUAGUUUCGUACAUUUAGUCCACGAAAAGGAGUACUUGCGGCUUGCAUACAUUUCUGCCGUUGCUUCGAAAAAAGAUACGAGAUUAAAAGUGUCAAUUAUUGAGAAUGGAAAGGACAGUAUAAAAGAAGGAUUUGUGGCUUAUAAGAUUGAAUUGCUAAACAGCAUUCCACCAAAUGGCAAAACUUUGAUUACCGUGGAGUACCAAUUGACAGAAUAUUUAGAGCUUCAUCCAAAACAAAUCACUCAGGCUGAAUCACAGUUUGCUGUUUACAAAGGAAAUGCACACGUUCCGAGUAUUUAUCCAAUGAAACAAGAGAAAACUGUGAUACUUCUGCCCAGCGGAAAGCUUGAAUCUCGUACAACAGUUUCACCAACAUCAGUUGACAGUGGCAAAAUAACUUAUGGUCCAUAUAUAGACCAGAAACCAUAUGCAAUGAUGGAAAUCGUUAUACACUGUGAAAACAACGCUCCAUUCGUUGUAGCAACUGAUGUCGUUCGAGUGAUUGAAGUUUCACACUGGGGUAAUAUUGCUGUGGAAGAAGCGAUUAGUGUUGUUCAUAAAGGAGCAGAGUUAAAGGGUUCAUUUUCGCGUCUUGAUUUCCAGAUGGAUCGAAGAGGCAGUAAAAGGCCAAUAGUAACUCAAUAUAAAACUUUGCUACCUGCAUCGGCGAAAGAUAUUUAUUAUCGCGACGAAAUUGGCAACAUCUCUACUUCAGCUGUGCGGAAAAUGACAGAUGUUGUUGAAUUAAUUGUACAACCGCGUUUUCCACUAGUCGGUGGAUGGAAGACGGAUUAUGUACUCGGUUACAACGUCCCAGCUUAUCAAUAUCUUUAUUCAUCAGGCAAUAAAUUCACAUUGAAGAUGCGUAUUGUCGACCAUCUGUUCAACGAUGCUGUUAUUGAGAAGUUGAAGUUGAAAAUUAUACUACCAGAAGGAAGCAAGAACUUUAAAUUGACAACACCAUAUCCUGUGACGAGACAUCCGGACGAAUUGCAUUUCACAUAUUUGGACACCACCGGUCGUCCUGUUAUCACAAUUGAAAAAGAUAACCUUGUCGACUUCCAUAUUCAGAUGUUCACUAUUUCCAUUAGUAAACAGAUUGAACGUGCUAACAGUCACUACACAACAAACGAUACAUUAAUUGUAGUGAAGUAA